CUGGGGAGGCCGCCUCCUCCUGGGCCUGCCUGGGCUGCCGCCUCCGCGAUGCCGCUGCUGGUCGAGGGGCGGCGAGUGCGGCUGCCGCAGUCUGCGGUGGACCUCGUCCGAGCCCACCCGCCUCUGGAGGAAAGAGCCAGACUUCUCAGAGGUCAGUCUGUUCAACAAGUGGGACCCCAGGGCCUUCUGUAUGUUCAGCAAAGAGAGCUUGCAGUGACCUCCCCAAAGGAUGGCUCCAUCUCCAUUCUGGGUUCUGAUGAUGCCACCACUUGUCACAUUGUGGUCCUGAGGCACACAGGUAAUGGGGCUACCUGCUUGACACAUUGUGAUGGAACCGACACCAAAGCUGAGGUCCCCUUGAUCAUGAACUCCAUAAAAUCCUUUUCCGAUCACACUCAAUGUGGAAGGCUGGAAGUACACCUCGUGGGCGGCUUCAGUGACGAUCGGCAGUUGUCACAAAAACUAACUCAUCAACUUCUCAGUGAAUUUGACAGACAAGAAGAUGACAUUCACCUAGUGACAUUAUGUGUGACAGAAUUAAAUGACCGGGAAGAAAACGAAAACCAUUUUCCAGUAAUUUAUGGCAUUGCUGUCAACAUUAAAACUGCAGAGAUUUACAGAGCGUCCUUUCAAGAUCGAGGUCCAGAGGAGGAACUGCGUGCUGCGCGAGCUCUGACAGGAGGACCAAUGAUUAGCAUUUAUGAUGCAAAGACAGAACAACUUCGCAUAGGACCGUAUUCCUGGAUGCCGUUUCCACAUGUGGAUUUCUGGCUGCAGCAAGACGAUAAGCAAAUACUAGAGAACCUUUCUACUUCACCUCUGGCUGAGCCCCCCCACUUUGUUGAACAUAUCAGAUCUACCUUGAUGUUUUUAAAAAAAUACCCAUCUCCAAGUACCACAGUGUUUCCUGGAAAUAAAGCUCUACUCUACAAAAAAAAUAAAGAUGGCUUGUGGGAAAAGGUCUCUUCUCCAUGACGCUAAAACCAGGAAUUACCAAAGGCGGAAACUUUUUGGCGAGACAAAGAUCACUGGUAGGGAUUGGAAGAGUGUGAACUUGGAAUCUACACCCUUUGAAUCUUAGGUCUCCUUACACAGUGUCUUUCAAAUGACUUUCAAAAUAAAAUGUUAUUUUGGCAAAGGCAUUUGUUUAGAUUUACUUCUGGCUUCACUAAAAAGUUGCAGAGGAGAAAGAAGCUACCUGCCUUACUGUUCUAUAAGCAGCUAUUCCAGAUACUUAGUAUUUCUACUUCUGUUAAAUUAGUGGAUAAAUUAAAAUUACAGUAGGGUUUGUGAGGAAUCUAGUUAAAACAGUAAACUUCUGUGAGAAUUCAUACAUGUCACAGAUUUUUUUUGCCCAAGAUUAUUUUAGAGGCUUUCUCCAAACCUUAUGUGUUUCUGAAUAAAUGAAAUGAAAAGGUUCAGAAAGAGGAUUUGGUCUUUGCUGUUCUCCAGUACAAUUAUCUUUAAAAUAGAUAAUUUAUUAUGAGGUUAAAUUUAUUGAGAGUUAAAUACAAAGCCACUGAUAAAUCUGUUCUUUUAGAUAUCAUUGAAAUUCCUUAAUUGUGGUUAUUACAUAAGUUAUAUUCUUAAAAACCUUUUUCCGAAGUUGCUAUUGAAAAGGAAGUCAAAUGAAAGCACAAAGGAAGAUUCAUACCGUCACAAUGCCCAAUUAAUAGGAAGAUUUAUAGACUGAACUCAUGGGUAACAAUUUCAAGAACCUUUAUUGAAACCAACAUUCAAAUAGUAUCUCAAGGGUGAAAUUUUGUUUCAACAAAACCAAUUUAACAAUUUCAAAUAUAAAAACAUUUAAAAAUUAAUCUUGUUAGAGGUGAUAAUUUACCCCUCCCCCAUUUCAUCUGCUAUACUUCAUUGCACCAAAUAAAAAGGGAAGACUGUUUAAUCAUCUGCACCAAAACAAUACAAAGGAAAAGAAAAAAGCUGCACUUGGGUGAGUGCCAAAUGUCAAUAAUCACAGCAAAUGCAAGUGUGAUUAUAGGCUUCACGUGGUCUAAGGCUUCCAAUGCUCUGGUCCACACACCCGUGUGAAUUCCCCACCA
Messenger RNA from Loxodonta africana (African savanna elephant), 2057 nucleotides. It is a transcript of the gene NTAN1, whose product is annotated as N-terminal asparagine amidase. Gene Ontology annotation, molecular function: protein-N-terminal asparagine amidohydrolase activity. NCBI's taxonomy places the organism in Eukaryota, Metazoa, Chordata, Mammalia, Proboscidea, Elephantidae. The transcript has 10 exons. Gene Ontology annotation, biological process: ubiquitin-dependent protein catabolic process. The record is from RefSeq and is a predicted model, not a curated record. Gene Ontology annotation, cellular component: nucleus. The coding region runs from base 49 to 975 and encodes 308 amino acids.